Hordeum vulgare subsp. vulgare (domesticated barley) is the source of this 949-nucleotide messenger RNA. Its product is annotated as photosynthetic NDH subunit of lumenal location 3, chloroplastic-like. Bases 103 to 786 code for a protein of 227 amino acids. Gene Ontology annotation, molecular function: calcium ion binding. The transcript is spliced from 2 exons. The record is from RefSeq and is a predicted model, not a curated record. Lineage: Eukaryota; Viridiplantae; Streptophyta; Magnoliopsida; Poales; Poaceae. Gene Ontology annotation, biological process: photosynthesis; photosynthetic electron transport chain. Gene Ontology annotation, cellular component: photosystem II; chloroplast; extrinsic component of membrane.
CCACCACAGUUCCACAAAAAGGAAAAGAUAAUAAUUUCAGAGCUCUUUCUCACACCAGUCAUCUUCCAUCUGCCGCCCGCGCUAUCCAGUCCCACGGCGCACAUGGCAAGCACCUACCUCUCAAGCUUCCAGGCCGCCGCCGCCGCCACUAGCGGCGGCGCUUCAACGAGGCCGAGACCAAGGCCAAGGCCAAGAGUGGUGACAUGCCACACCUCCGAGCCAUCGGGCAGGCGAUCAGCCUGCCUCAGUCUAGGCCUCGGCCUUGCCACCGCCGCUGUGCUCCACACGACACCCGCCCGCGCCACCGCUGACGGCGACGAGGAGCCGGAGCCGGCCAAUAACGGCUGGUGGCUCACCGAGUUCCCCCUGCCGGUGCCCAAGAUCCGCAACAAGGAGAUCAACAAUGGCGAGACAGGGACGCGAUCCUUCGUGAAGAACGGCAUCUACAUGGCGGACAUCGGGCCGAGCUUCGCGGCGCACGCCUACCGGGUGCGCAGCUCUGCCUUCGACCUGCUGGCGCUGGAGGACCUGCUCGGCAAAGAGGCCUCCAACUAUGUCAACAAGUACCUCCGCCUCAAGGCCACCUUCAUAUACUACGACUUCGACAAGCUCAUCACCGCCGCAGACCCCGACGCCAAGCCACCGCUUCUUGACCUCGCCAACCGGCUCUUCGACAGCUUCGAGAAGUUGCAGGCCGCCGUCACCACCAAGGAUGACACCGACAUAGGAUCCUGCUAUGCUGACACAAAGCUCAUACUGCAGGAGGUCAUGACAAGAAUGGCAUAGCCAGGACCCAGGAGAAACAGUUCUUUCACGAACUGAAACUCCAUCCAGGAUAGCCUCAGUUAUACCAUUGUGCGUGAUGUAAUGUACAUGUACAUUUGGUGAUACUGAUAAAUUGGUAAGAGAUACCACACAAGCAGGUCAGUGGAAUACUUCUUCCCAGCAA